AUGCAGAGAAGACACCCAGCUGGGACAUCCAGGAAUGAGAAAGUUUUCAACUGCUUAUACCCAAAGCCCAAUGCAGUUUUUAAGCUGAUUUGUUUUCCCUGGGCAGGAAGUGGCUCUACUUAUUUUGCCAAAUGGGGCCAAAACAUUUGUGAUACUCUGGAAGUCUCCUGUUUAAGACUUGCUGGAAGAGAAAGUCGACUGGAAGAACCUUUUGCAAAAGACAUCAACAAUGUAGUUGAGGAAAUUAUUCAUGCUCUGCUGCCAAUCAUCCGGGAUAAACCAUUUGCAUUUUUUGGCCACAGUUUGGGAUCCUACAUUGCUUUUAUGACUUCCCUGCACCUAAAAGAAAAAUAUAAGCUGGAGCCCAUGCACUUGUUUGUGUCAAGUAUGACUACCCCCCAUUCAAAGGCCUGGCCUAAAAUUCCCAAGCUUAACGAAUUGACAGAAGAAGAAAUAAACUCUUUGCUUAUAGAGUUUGGAGGCACCCCCAUGAGUUUUUUUGAUGAUGAACAACUUUUACAAGAAAGUAUUCCCAAACUGUUGGCAGAUAUUCAGCUUAUGAGCAGUCAUAGCUUUGACAAACUCUCUAAGGCCGUUCUUGCUUGUGACUUAACAUGUUUUGUUGGAUCUGAAGACGUAGUAAAGGAUGUAGAAGCCUGGAAAGAUAUGACCAACGGAACUGUUGAUAUUCACGUGCUGCCAGGAAAUCACUUUUAUCUUCUGGAACCUGACAAUGAAAACUUCAUCAAGAAUUACAUAACCAAGUGUCUAGAACUGUCAAUGCUUGCUGACUUUUAG
Marmota flaviventris (yellow-bellied marmot) is the source of this 798-nucleotide messenger RNA. The record is from RefSeq and is a predicted model, not a curated record. Lineage: Eukaryota; Metazoa; Chordata; Mammalia; Rodentia; Sciuridae.